UUCUGCGGGGAGGAGAAGGGAGCCAGACAGGCGACAGUGAACACGGUCUUGGCUUUAGGGCACAGGCUCGGGAGCCAAUGAGAAGCAGACAUCCACUCCUCUCUGUCCUGCCUGGCUUGGCUCAGCUCGGCGCGCCCUGUAAUUAGGAGCUCUUGCUGGGUUGGGCGCCGCCCGCCACGGUGGACAGCCUGGCUGGCUGCUGCGUCAAGGGAGUUUGGGAACGCCAGCUCCACACUGACUGAGGGCAGCAGGAGUUUAGAGCGAACGGGGCCAACUCCAACAGCGGCUGAAAAGAUCGCUUUUUAAAAAUGAACGGUCAAUCGUCGCCUGUCUUUGAGGACAAGAAACCGUCUCUGCCCGGCGCGGCGGGGAGCUCCAUCUCCACCAAGGACUCCCCCCCGACCCUGCCGGAGACCUCCUCCGCCGACGCGGGCUUCUACGGCGGGCAGAGCGCGAUGCACGACUCGCAGGACUUUUACGCGGCGCAGCAGCCGUACGGAGCGCCGCACAUGAACCCGUACACCUACCACCACCACCACUACAACCUGAACGGCAUGGCGCCCAGCGGCGCGUACUCGGUGGGCAAGGCGGAAUACCCGUACCCGCAUGCGGCGUACAGAGAUCACGGAGCCUUCGGCAGGGAGGUUCAGACGGCGCUGCAAGAACUGAAAGAGGAACCGGACCUGGAAGUCCGGAUGGUCAACGGGAAACCCAAGAAGGUCCGCAAACCACGGACCAUCUACUCCAGCUACCAGCUGGCCGUGCUGCAGAGGAGAUUCCAGUCGGCCCAGUACCUGGCCCUGCCGGAGCGGGCUGAGCUGGCUGCGCAACUGGGCCUCACCCAAACGCAGGUCAAGAUCUGGUUCCAGAAUCGACGCUCCAAAUUCAAGAAGCUCUACAAGAACGGCGAGUUUCCGCUUGGCGACAUGCCCUGUGAACAUAGCCCAGACGCCAGCGACUCCAUGGCCUGCAACUCUCCCCCCUCUCCAGCCGUGUGGGACAACGCCUCUGGCAACAGCAGCAACAACAACAACAACAGCAACACAAACGGCAGCAGCAACGGCAUAAGCAGCAUCAACGACACAAACGGCGGCGGCCUCAAGAACAGCGCAAUGCUGGAUCCCGCCAGCAGGGGUCAGGCUCCGUAUCAGCCCCCGAUCAGCUCCUCUCCUGCGUACAUGGAGGACUUUACGCAGCACAACUGGUACCAGCAGCCAGGGGCGCACUUAGGCUUGGCGCAGUCAGGCCAGAUACACCACACGCCACCAACAGCGCCAUCAGACGCACAGAGUAUGCGAGCCAUCUACUGAGCCACCAAUCUGGAUGCUCAACACCAUUGGUGCUGAAAAACCAGACCUUUUGUUUGCUUGUUUUUCUCCUCUUGAGAGGAAUUUCAGCGUUGCUGUAACCCCAAAUAACCUGACAGAGAACAGACUCAAGCAAUGACUGGUAGAAACUACAAAUAUAUGAAUUAUUCCUCCGUUUCUCCCAAGUCGGACUGAUAUUUUUGUGGGAGAUCACGUGGAUUGAAGUGUUUUUGCACUGCUUAGUCUGAUAAUAUUUUGUGAAUUAAUUUUUUUGUUUCUAUUUGAAAUUUCUCCGUAUUUAACGUAAAAAACUUUUAAUUAUUUGGUCAUUCCAAUAAAUUAUGUUCUGGAUUCGUCCUCUGUCUGUUCCCUACUGAAACAACGUGCUACUGAAACUCACUGCUGGACUUUACCAAACAUAAAGACUAUCAAGGUAAACCUUUUUUUAUCUAUCAGUCUAAAAAAAGAACUUAGUACAGAUUGAUGGACUCGUCUUUAUGUUAAACUGACUAAGACUCAAACUAAGAUUUUCUUAUUUAUUUCUCAUAUAUAUCCUCCUGUAUAGAAACACUGCAAUCAAAUGUAAGUACUGUCACAAUAUUAAAACCUUGUGUAUUUAGGGAAAAGAGUCUCAGCUUCCAACUGAGACGGUAGCUCUGUUUCUAAAUGUCAAGCAAAUUUCGAGCAAACUUUUAAAACAAAGAUGAGGAAGGAAGAAAAGAGUGUUUCCAUUUACUGGUUUGGCGCGAAUCAAAGUGUGACGUCUUCAGGUGUUGAUGCUACGUAUGGCUGCAGACCAGCAUGGACCCGACAUCUCAGAAAAACAGGAGAGAGUCCUCCCAUCUGCGCUGGAGGUUUGGACUGGGAGAGUUUGUUACGCUGGAACUUAUUCUGCAAACAUGUCUCCAUCUCCCUCUGAGUGCAUUAACUCUUUUUGCCUAAAACCGACUCAAACCAGGGAAAAAACUCGAAGUUAUUUUGAGUUUUCUACAGUGGUACUUCAAAAAGUGGCAUUAAAAAUCGUUAAUGGAACUAAUAGUAACUAAUUACUCAAUUACUUGUAUUUGCUACAAAGUUGAAUAAGAGGUGGACAGGAAAACAACAGUAACAAAACCCACCAGCAACAGGUUGGGGAGGGGUUUCUGUAUUCAUGGUUCCUCUGUUGUUUUGUGCUUGAACAUUGACCAGCACUGAUCAGCCCAGUCUUUUCGUAUUGGUGAACAUCCACAAUAGCAGCUUACUUUAGCAUUGAAGCUAAUUUUUAGCAUCAGAACACUGGGCUCCAAUCGAUGGGCAGACUUUGGCCGGCCCUGUUUAAAUUUCUUCAGAAAUUUUCUAGUUCCUUCUAAAAUCCUGAGCCUUACAUUACACUAUUAACACCGCAGGGAGAAAAAUAUCUUUUCUAACAAUGUUUUUGGGUAUAAAGUUAAUUAUGUCCUCCAACUCAGUUGAGGACAAGUCCUGCUGGUGGUGACGGACAAAGGGCAGGCGCAGAGGGAACGGGACUAAGUGAUAACACCAAAACUGUAUUUCUAAGGGACGACUUGUUAACUCAAUAUUCUUUAUAACAGAAUAUGAGUCAUUCAUUCUGCAUGUCAGAAAUAUCCUUUUCUGAGUCGAAUUUAAUUUCUUUUCGAAGCCGUCAUGACAUUUGGAAUUUAUCAGGGGAACUUUAAACUCACUCACCCCACACCUCGCCUGAUGCUCCUCAUGUCACCGUCUCUCUUUCUCUGCCUCUCCAUUCACUUCUCUCACUGAGAGCAAAUCUUAAAACAAGCGGUUUGAUGUUCAAACAAAAGGGGCUGGAAAGUUUUCCAACAACCACCCAGAGUUCCCCCUUCAGAGAAAAACAUGAAUUGGCUCAAGAAAAUUAUUCACAGCGGACACUUUUUUCAGGAGAGCUCUUCUCCUGAACGAUGAAGCAAACUCUGCAUAUAAUAUGGACCAACCUGGAACUGUGGAGACGCUCCUGUUAGCAUGAGGAGAAUAGAUAUGUUUGAAUCUUUAUUAUUUAAACAGACUUAAAAACAACUUGUCUUUGAUUAAGUCAACUUGACUGAAUUUCUAAACAAAAAAGGGAACAUAAAGACAAUUGCUUUCUGUGGUCACAUUUAACAGUAAUUUGUCCCAAAGAUGCUACGCUAGCCAGUCUUUUAGCCUGUACCAAACAUACUGUAAAGUAUUUCAUGUAAAUAUUAUGUGAAUAAAUUAAAUAAGGAA
Molecule: messenger RNA, 3527 nt
Organism: Xiphophorus couchianus (Monterrey platyfish)
Lineage: Eukaryota; Metazoa; Chordata; Actinopteri; Cyprinodontiformes; Poeciliidae
Product: homeobox protein Dlx3b-like
Exons: 3
Coding region: 309-1310 (333 amino acids)
Biological process (GO): regulation of transcription by RNA polymerase II; embryo development; epithelial cell differentiation
Molecular function (GO): DNA-binding transcription factor activity, RNA polymerase II-specific; RNA polymerase II cis-regulatory region sequence-specific DNA binding
Source: RefSeq, a predicted model, not a curated record